Messenger RNA from Megalopta genalis, 3082 nucleotides. It is a transcript of the gene Nep5, whose product is annotated as M13 family metallopeptidase neprilysin 5. The record is from RefSeq and is a predicted model, not a curated record. Gene Ontology annotation, biological process: protein processing. Lineage: Eukaryota; Metazoa; Arthropoda; Insecta; Hymenoptera; Halictidae. Gene Ontology annotation, cellular component: plasma membrane. Gene Ontology annotation, molecular function: metalloendopeptidase activity.
AUGGAUAGCUCGUUGUCCCUCGAGGUUGUUCAGUGUCGUCAGUUCGAUCCGGUCAGUGGGCCAUUCAGCAUGAACGAGCGCAAGGAUGAAUCGCAAUCCAUUUACACGAUCGCCAGCAACGCGAACCUGGUGCCGAUAAGAUCCAGAGGUGCCUACUUCAGGAGACGGAGAUACGUACCGAAUUGCUUAAUAGCCCUCUCUCUUCUGUUCAUGAUUCUCUGUUUUAUAGCUGUCGUAACGAUCUCUAUACUGUUCUUCACCCGCAGGACGCCGAAGCUUUGCGAAACUGAGAUGUGUGUUCGUAUAGCUGCUAGUUUGAAAGGAUCUAUGGACACAUCUGUAGAUCCUUGUGACGAUUUUUAUAAAUAUGUUUGUGGGAAAUGGCCUGAAGAACAUCCCGUACCAGACAGCAGUUUAACUUACUCGUGGUUCGAAGAACGAAGGGAUCGUGUUUACAGGAAAAUUAGGGAACUCCUGAAAGACAAUACUACCAAAAGCAAUGCACCGUGGGCUGUCAGUCAGGCCAAAAUAUUGUACAACAGCUGCGUGGACGUUGACUCCGUGGACGAGCUGGGACUCGCGCCAUUGUUCGACCUUUUGAAGACGCUCAAUUUGCCGGCGAUUCCAUCGGCGUUUACCAAGAAAACGGGUAGUUACGUCGAACAGAUGGCCAGAGUGAAGAAAGUUCUGGGAAGGGACGUCUUUUUCGGGUUCGACGUGAUCCCCGACCCCCGGAACACUACCAAGAACAUCAUGCUGCUGGACACACCCAUCAUGAGCAACCCUUUGCCGAACGACAAGGAACUGGAGAAACGAUUGCACUCGAUCAGAUCCCGUUUCCGGAAGCUGGCGGACGACGCGGAAGACGACGACGACGAAGACGACGAAGAGUCGAGCAAAUACGAGAAAGCAGAACUGGCUUACAUGACCGAGGUUAUUAAGCAUGUCGUUACUAAUGGCACUCUGGACGCGUGUUCCGAGAUAGACGACUCGCCGUUCCGCGGCGAGGACGAGCUCGAGGAAGUCGUGGGCAUCCUUUACGAGCUGUCCACUAACUUUUAUCAGUUAUCUCGUUUGGAAAGUAAUCAGAGCAUAUGGGAGGACGACCCGACAGAAGCCGACUACAUGACAGUUGAUGAGCUCCAGGAGCUGACGGACGCUUACAUAAUGGAAGUUAAUUCGACUAUCACGCCAGCGCCGUUAUGGCGGCCGUUCGUCGAGAUGGUCUUCAAGGAUGUCGGCAGCCUCGAUCUGGACGGCAAGGACAAGCUGCUGAUCGGCGAUCUCGAGUUCCUCAAGCAGGUCGCUCUUAUGAUCGCCACCACCGAUCAGGAGGAAUUAGAAACGUACAUUUGGUGGAUCAUAAUCGAUAUCGUGGUUCCCCACUCGUCGAUGAACCUGAGAAACAUCUGGUUGAAGUACGUGAACGAGGUGACCAGUAUCGAGAUCGGCGAAUCGAAAUCAUUCUUGUGCGCUGUCGCCGUGAACGAGCUGAUGGGGAUGGCUGUCUCCUGGCUGUACGUGGACCCGUCCUUUCACGAAGACAAGGGCAAAAAGGUGUCCGAGAUGCUGGCCGACAUAAAGGAAGCAUUCGCGUCCCUGGUUGCGAACACCGACUGGAUGGACAAGCAGACAAAAAGCGCCACGCUGGAGAAAAAUCGGAAGAUGGAGUCGCAGAUCGGCUUCCCUGAUUGGCUGUUCGACGUGGACCUUCUCAACGAAUAUUACGAAGGCAUAGAGCUCUCGGAGACCGAAUACUUGAACAACAUGGUCCAGAUCAUUCGGCUGAUGACGCUGUCCGAGCUGGAAUGCAUCCACCAAAUUAAUUUCAACAAUGAAUCAUACUGGGCGACCGAUCCAACAGACGUGAACGCGUUUCACACGUACCAGUACAAUCACAUAACUAUACCAGCUGGAAUCCUCCAAUUCCCAUUCUACGAACUGGGUCUAGAAGCUUUAAACUAUGGCGCCAUUGGCACAGUACUUGGUCACGAACUGACACACGGUUUCGACAACAAUGGAAGACACUAUGACAGUGCUGGCAACGUGAGACAAUGGUGGACCAACGAGACUAUUUCGGAGUACACAGCGAAGACCGAGUGUUUUAUUAAACACUAUAAUAGCUACUACGAAGAGGAGGUAGACGAUUACAUCGACGGGAAACGAACAUUGGGCGAGAAUAUAGCGGAUAAUGGCGGCCUUAGGGAGGCUGUCAUCGCUUACGAAAGAUGGAAGACCAGGCACGGUCAGGAGCCGCUACUUCCGGGAUUCACACAUCUCACUCACGAGCAGCUUGUUUUCCUCGGCUUCGCGCACGUGUGGUGCGAGACCUAUACGUCCAAGGCUCUGGAGUGGAUACUGCAGGAUAGCCAUUGUCCAGGACACGUGAGACUUCACGGCGUCCUGAAGAAUUCCGAGGAGUUCAGCAAAGCUUGGGGAUGCCCUGUGGGAUCGAACAUGAACCCACCGAAGAAAUGCCAUUUAUGGUAAUGGCCGAAGUGGUCGAAGAGCCGAAACAGGGUCCAUUUUUAGAGUGUCACUUUCAUGUUGCUCAUAGAACUGAACGAAUCGCGUAGACGAAGAAUUUCGAUGACCGAUCACCGGACUGCCGAGACUUCGCGCAGAACGAAAAUGUUUUAGAACGACGUUCAGUAACAAUGUUAUAAUUAUUAUUUUUUAAUAAUCGCAUGAAAUCAGCAGUCUCUAAUCACUAUCGACGAUUGUACGAGUGCCUUAGCAACGUUUCAAUUAUUACAACGUAAGACCACUAAGUCGUUCCGCAAGAGAUCAGCUGUUUGGGUGCUGAAACCUCGAACCUAUUUGCUAUUCUACGAGAUUGAGAAAUGUUGAGUCUUCUUCGCAUAUAUAUACUAUAUAUAUAUUUAUUUAUUAUAUAUAUAAUUAUGUAUAUGAUAAUAUUAAUAUAUAAUAAAAUUAUACAUAAUAUUAUUAUUAUACAGGGUGUCCCAAAAUUAUGCUACUUCCAGGAAAUUGAAGAUAACUUGUUGGUUAGGUUAUUUGAAGUAACUUUUUCCUUAGCGAAAUUGCAAUCCGCGGCUUCGUUCGCGAGUUAUUAACGAAA